Molecule: messenger RNA, 1262 nt
Organism: Ilex paraguariensis (yerba mate)
Lineage: Eukaryota; Viridiplantae; Streptophyta; Magnoliopsida; Aquifoliales; Aquifoliaceae
Source: the annotation of a GenBank genome assembly
AUGGCGAUCCCAAUACCAUCUCGUCAGCUAUUCAUCGAUGGCGAAUGGAGAGAACCUGUCAAGAAGAAUCGUAUCCCCAUCAUCAACCCCGCCACCGAACAGAUCAUUGGGGAUAUUCCGGCAGCUACUGCUGAGGAUGUGGAAAUUGCUGUGGAAGCCGCUCAGAAAGCCUUUUCAUGGAAUGGAGGCCGAGACUGGUCAUCAGCCACUGGGGCAUAUCGCGCAAAGUAUUUACGUGCUAUUGCUGCUAAGGAUAUGACGGCAAUGACUGUGCAAGUUGUUGAUGGAUUGACGAUUGUCUGGUUAAUGCUGCCCGCGCCGUGUUUGGGGGGGGGGGGUAGCGCAGCAGUUUUGAUGAUGAACACAGCGGUGGUGUUGUGCUGCUAUAGCAUGGGAGGUGGUGGCGACAAUAUUGAUGUAAAGGUGGUGAUGGUUGCAGUAGCGAUGAGAGAAAAGCUGUACUCGCAAAACUUGAAGCAAUUGAUUGUGGAAAAACCAUUGGAGGAAGCAGCUUGGGAUAUAGAUGAUGUAGCUGGAUGUUUUGAGUACAAUGCAGAUCUUGCUGAAGCUUUGGAUUCAAAGCAAAAUGUCCCAAUUUCUCUUCCGACGGAGACAUUCAAAAGUCGUGUUCUCAGGGAACCCAUUGGGGUUGUUGGGUUGAUUACUCCAUGGUAUGAGCUGCUUCUUUCCAUUAGUUGGUCAAUGAAAUCCAAUAACACCUACAAUCUUUGUAAGUUCAGUUUGGCUCGGAUCAAGUCUAGCCAAUCUUUUUUGAAGUUCUUAGUGUAAAUGAACUGACCCUCGCCUCAGAACAACCGACAUCAUGUAAUAAUGCCGACUUUGCCCGUUACACUCUCACAGAUGUUCACCCAGUUUGAGGUCCAUUUAUUUUGAGUAUUUUUGAAAUGUGUGCAUGUGGAAUCUGAUGAUGUUUCUCUAAAGAAGUGUGUAUGUGCUUAUUAUGACGGUGGCUACCCUGUUAAUCUCCAAACUGGCAACGAACCACCUUUUAUUUUGGAGCUGUGGCUCUUAUGCAAGAUGCCAUAUGUUUGUUGAUAGAAUUACUCUUAUUAUUGUUACAAUAUUGUUCGUCUGUCAAUCUUGAGCCUGUAGCGGUGGAUGCAGCCUUAAAUGCAAGAUAAUAUUGCAUGUUUUGGUCUCUAGUAAUUAGGAGGUUGUGAUGGUGGUUAUUUUUAUUGUGUGGAUUGCAUGUUGCAGAGUAUUGUAAUGGUUGAUAAUUAGGAGUUUUUGGUUAGUGCCCU